UCGCUGUUUGGAAAGAAAGGGAAAAAAAAAAAAAAAGAACUAAUCCAUGGUGGUCAUGGCUCUGCAUGCAGCUCUCAACAAUAAAGUGAGCCGGUUUCCAGUCAUGGCGAGGCUCCUCUUCUCCCUCCUGCUUCUCAGCAGAUGCCAAAACAGUCUCUGCCAGUCAUCCUCAGAAGCUGAAAAGGAGGUGGGCGCCAACGGCAAUGACAACAGCACAGUCUUCACCAGAAUCCUGGACGGGCUCCUGGAUGGUUACGACAACAGGCUCCGGCCAGGGCUCGGAGAGAAUGUCACAGAGAUCAAGACAAACAUUUUUGUCACCAGCUUCGGCCCCGUGUCUGACACAGAGAUGGAAUACACCAUAGACGUGUUCUUCCGUCAGAGCUGGAAGGACGAGCGUCUGUGCUUCAAAGGGCCCAUGGAGAUGCUGCCGUUGAACAACCUGCUGGCCAGCAACAUCUGGACCCCGGAUACUUUCUUUCUUAAUGGCAAAAAAUCCAUCGCUCACAACAUGACGACGCCCAACAAGCUGCUGAGGCUGAAGGAUGACGGCACCUUGCUUUACACCAUGAGAUUGACCAUAUCAGCAGAGUGUCCCAUGCAGCUCGAGGAUUUCCCCAUGGAUGCACAUGCCUGCCCACUCAAAUUUGGCAGCUAUGCCUAUCCGGUGUCAGAGGUCGUCUACACUUGGACUCAGGGAGCUAGCAAAUCUGUGGUGGUGGCAGAGGAUGGCUCCAGGCUCAAUCAGUAUCAUCUCAUUGGGCAAAGUGCUGACACAGAGGACAUACACACAAGCAGAGGACAGUAUACAGUGAUGAUGGCCCAUUUCUACCUGAAGAGGAAGAUUGGAUAUUUUGUCAUCCAGACGUAUAUGCCAUGUUUCAUGACUGUAAUCCUGUCCCAGGUGUCAUUCUGGCUGAACAGAGAGUCGGUUCCUGCCAGGACUGUUUUUGGGGUGACCACCGUGCUGACCAUGACCACCCUCAGCAUCAGUGCCAGGAACUCGCUCCCAAAAGUGGCCUACGCUACAGCCAUGGACUGGUUCAUUGCCGUCUGCUAUGCUUUCGUCUUUUCUGCCCUCAUUGAGUUUGCAACAGUGAACUACUUCACCAAGAGGAGCUGGGCCUGGGAUGGCAAGAAGGCAAUGGAAGCUCAGCACCCUAAGAAACGAGACCCCAUGGUGCUAUCAAAGAAACCCAACAACGUUUGCUCGGCAGGGGUCAACUACACCCCCAACCUCACCAAGGACGUGUCCAUCUCCACCAUCUCCAACACCACGUCGGUACAGCUGCGAUCUUCUGAGACCAAGAUAAUGGACCCCAAGAAGACCUACAACAGCGUCAGUAAGAUUGACAAGAUGUCACGAAUAGUGUUCCCCGUCCUCUUCGGAACCUUCAACCUCGUCUACUGGGCAACGUACCUUAACAGAGAACCGGUGGUGAAAGGAGUUGUCACCUCAACGUAAUCACUCCUCUUAUUUCCCUUUUUUUUCUUCUUUUUUUUUUUUCCGGGAUUUUUUUUUGGGGGGGGGGCAGUUUCUGUCAGUAAGAAGGGAAGGUUGAGUCUAAUUGGAGAGGGGUGAGCGAGAAUGAAAGCGGUUGUUGUUGGUCUCUGCUCUAGACAAAACAAAUGUAAAAACAAAGAACAAAAACUAUACUCAUCUAUUUAAUUCAAGCACUUUGAAUGGAUGCAAGGCUGCAACAGAUUCCCUUUCCUACUUUUCAUGGCCUAAAAACUGCUUCUAAGACUGUGUUAGCAGGAGAGAAGGUGCUUUGCUUCUUUCUCAUCUGUCCUGCUGCAGUUUGCAUGAUGCUCUCCCCAAAGGGGGAACCGUGGACUCUUCUUUGUCUCGAAUACCGACCAUGUAUAUGUCAGUCACUGCUUAAACUGUGGGAGGACACUCGGUCACUGCUACUCCAAGGAAUUGUUUUAGAUUUAACAAAGAAUUUUAACGCUUCAUGUUCUCACAGCACUGGGCUUAUAGACUCUGCAAUCUAACAUGCAUUUGAAUUUUAAAGGGGGGAUUUAAAGAUGUACCUAAUUCUGCGCUAUGUGGAAGAAACAUCUCUCGAGAUUGAUGCUGCAAGUGCAUUAAUAAUUUAGUUUCAGGUCUCUUUUUAAAAAAAAAAACAAAAACGUUGCCAAUUCUUUUCCCCUCCGUAUCGCAGAGGGUGCUCGUGUCUCUUGUUGUACAUCUGUACUUGAAGAUUCAAGAACUGUCAUGGCAGGCCUGGUUUCCCAAAAGCAUUGGCAGUCAGAGCCUCAAAGUAAAACAUGGAAUUAUACUUGGAAAAGGAAAGACAAAAUUAAAAAGUCAUCAUUUAGGACAGGAAGCCAGCAAGAAUAUUAGAAAAUCAUUUUUGGCCUACUUACACGGGGUGACUGGACAGUUGUGGCAGAUGGGUUAGCACACAUUUAGGAUUGGAUAUAUGUGAGGCUGCGUCACUCAGCUGGGAAACUAAUAUGCACAGCUGAGAGACCAAACGGAGAAUUAGUCACAUACAAAUCAGGGCAGCGAUGUGGUCAGAUUUGGGGACUGUCAUUCAGAGAGGUGACCAGUGUUCAGACAUGCUCCCUGCUAAUGUAUCAACCUGCGGUUGGAAAUGACUAAAUAGCUACUGUAACAGUUUUGUGACUGUAAGGCAUAUUUGUAAAAUAUAGUUCAAAAUGUGGGGAGGAGAAUGUUAACGUAAUCAUAUAAAUGUGAUUUACUAAGGCUUGCGACAGGUGAUUUGCUGCACACUGUGCCGUUAUUGAAUGCUGAAAAAAGCAUGCCUUAUAUUGCACCUGGCUGAUAGUUGUGGCUGGGAGCAUUAAUUUAUGUGGAGCGCCAAGGGCAGACGUUAUCAGAAUGGGCAUGUGAUCUUUGGAUCUGUCAGCUGCUCGCCAUGAACAUUUAGAGCCAAGCACCCCUGUAUAAGGAGAGAAUAGCCGCCCAAUUACAAGAUAUACAGAUGCCAUGGAUCUGUUACCGGUAGCAAAGGUACUCUUUGCAGUGUGUGGAGCUGUUUGUAGGUUUUCACGUUUUUAGUCGUGUUUCUGCAGUGCUCUCACACACACACUGAGCUCUGCAACAUCAGAAAUCGACUUCUCUCCCGUAUAAAAACUGUUAAAAAGAAAAUACUACAAUGCCUGUCAAAAUGUAGCUGGAACUGUGACAAAGACAGCAUGUUGGAGUUAUGUCAGGUGUCCCUGAAUAUAACACAGAUGGCUAUGAGUUAGAUUCUUUCCUGUGACUUUAACCCUUUAACAAUCCUAGGGCCCUUAUACGGGCCCAAAUACAUGUGAAAACGAACCCCAGGAAUGUUAUUAAUAAAUACCCGUAGACCCAUAUCCAAUACAGGAUGUGGCAUAGUAACAGUACAGUCAGGAUGUGACAGUUCAGCAUUUUUUGUGUUCUUCUAGGCAUCCUACAGAUCAGAAUUUAGGUUUAUCUGGCAGAUAUGUUUGUAAUAAAAAAUUAAAGCAGUCUUUGGCUGUAUCAGCCUUUAAGACUCCACACAUUCCCCAGCAGUUUCUGACGCAAAACUAAUCCCCACAUCAGACCGCCUUUUCUAGUAGAUUACCUCCAGAACUUUCCACUCCCA
Molecule: messenger RNA, 3587 nt
Organism: Archocentrus centrarchus (flier cichlid)
Lineage: Eukaryota; Metazoa; Chordata; Actinopteri; Cichliformes; Cichlidae
Product: gamma-aminobutyric acid receptor subunit alpha-5-like
Exons: 10
Coding region: 47-1465 (472 amino acids)
Biological process (GO): monoatomic ion transmembrane transport
Cellular component (GO): membrane
Molecular function (GO): extracellular ligand-gated monoatomic ion channel activity; GABA-A receptor activity
Source: RefSeq, a predicted model, not a curated record